This is a messenger RNA of Dermochelys coriacea (leatherback sea turtle), 2712 nucleotides long. RefSeq names its product DEAD-box helicase 27 (gene DDX27). The record is from RefSeq and is a predicted model, not a curated record. Gene Ontology annotation, molecular function: RNA helicase activity; nucleic acid binding; ATP binding. The transcript is spliced from 20 exons. Bases 6 to 2495 code for a protein of 829 amino acids. Lineage: Eukaryota; Metazoa; Chordata; Testudines; Dermochelyidae.
CGCGCAUGUGCCGCGCGCCUGCUGAGCCGGGACUGGGGGCGUUCUCGGCGCGCGCCAUGCUGCAAGCGCUCGGGCUCGUGGCCACGCUCGGGGAGGCGGAUGCGGCGCCAGAGGAGCCCGAGUCUGGGGACUCAGCGGUGGAGGAGGAGGAGGUGAGGGGCCGCCGCGGCCGGGCCGGGCCCCCAGAGCCAGGCUGCUGUCUGGGCCCCGCCUCACCCCAUUUUCGUCCGCAGGGGCCGCGGGGCCGGGGACAGCAGAGACGCCGCGGCGGGGACUUCAGCGCCGGCUUCGUCUUCGCAGAGAAGGAGGCUCCGGGUGCGGCGAGCGGGGCUUGGGCGGAGGCGCUGCGCCAGCUCAGGGGCAAGCACUGCUGUGUGCCAGAGCCGCUGCUGGGUGGCUCUUACAGAUUCCCCCUUCUUCUCCCUAACUGUCUGUCUUGCCCUGCCCAGAGAGCAGCAGCAACAACACUGGAUGAAAAGAUUGAAAAAGUGAGGAAAAAAAGGAAAACACAGGAAAGGGAAGCAAAACAUGUUAAGAUGAAAGGGGAAGAUGCCAAGAUGGAGGAGGAUGAAACCAAAGAGAAGGAAAGUGAGGAAGACAGUGAAGAGGAGGAAGAGGCUGUAGAGUCCCAAUAUUCCUCAACUGAUGAGGGUAUCCUCACCAAAGCAGAUAUCCUCAAGGUGAAGGAGCGAAAGAGACAGAAGAAAGUAGGAGAGAUUGAAACAGAGAGAUUUUUCGAAGAUGCGUCUCAGUACGAUGAUAACUUGUCAUUCCAGGACAUGAAUCUCUCACGCCCUCUACUAAAGGCAAUCACAGCCCUGGGCUUCAAGCAGCCAACCCCAAUCCAGAAGGCCUGUAUCCCUGUGGGUCUGCUGGGAAAGGAUAUUUGUGCCUGUGCUGCCACUGGGACAGGUAAAACUGCUGCAUUCACCCUACCUGUACUGGAGCGCUUGAUCUACAAACCUCGCCAGGCUCCAGUGACUCGGGUGCUGGUUCUGGUGCCAACACGAGAGUUAGGCAUUCAGGUGCACUCUGUCACCAAGCAGCUGGCCCAGUUCAGCAGCAUCACAACCUGCCUAGCUGUGGGCGGUUUGGAUGUGAAGACUCAGGAGGCAGCUUUGCGCUCUGGGCCAGACAUUCUCAUUGCCACUCCUGGGCGCCUGAUAGAUCAUCUCCAUAACUGCCCCUCCUUCCACCUGAGCAGCAUCGAGGUGCUGAUCUUGGACGAGGCAGACAGGAUGUUGGACGAGUAUUUUGAGGAACAGAUGAAGGAGAUAAUUCGGCUGUGCUCCCACCACCGUCAGACCAUGCUGUUCUCUGCCACCAUGACAGAUGAGGUAAAGGAUUUGGCUGCUGUUUCCCUGAAGAAUCCUGUCCGGAUUUUUGUGAAUAGCAACACGGACGUAGCCCCUUUCCUGCGGCAGGAAUUCAUCCGGGUCCGUCCCAACAGAGAAGGGGACAGAGAAGCUAUCGUGUCAGCUCUGCUGACACGGACCUUCACGGACCACGUGAUGCUUUUCACACAGACCAAGAAGCAGGCUCACCGCAUGCACAUCCUGCUGGGGCUGAUGGGUCUGCAGGUGGGGGAGCUGCAUGGGAACCUCUCUCAGACACAGCGGUUGGAGGCCCUCAGGCGCUUUAAAGAUGAGCAGAUCGAUGUCCUGGUAGCUACGGAUGUUGCGGCCCGAGGACUUGACAUUGAGGGUGUCAAAACGGUGAUCAACUUCACCAUGCCCAACACCACCAAGCACUAUGUGCACCGGGUGGGGCGGACAGCGCGGGCCGGUCGGGCUGGCCGCUCAGUCUCAUUGGUGGGCGAGGAGGAGCGCAAGAUGCUGAAGGAGAUUGUGAAGACAGCCAAGAUGCCAGUGAAGGCCAGAAUCCUCCCCCAGGAUGUGAUCCUGAAAUUCCGGGAGAAGAUUGGGAAGCUGGAGAAAGAUGUGUAUGCAGUGCUGAGUCUAGAGCGUGAGGAGCGUGAGAUGCAGCAAUCAGAGGCCCAGAUCAACAUGGCAAAGAAGCGACUGGAGGCAGGAGAACAGAAGGUGGAAGAGGGGCCUGAACGAAGCUGGUUCCAAAGCCGAGAGGAGAGAAAGAAAGAGAAAUUGGCUAAAGCCCUUCAGGAAUUUGACUUGGCAUUGAAAGGAAAGAAGAAGAGGAAGACGUUUAUGCAGGAUACUCAGAAAAAAGGCCAAAUGACACCAGAGGAGAGAUCACAAUUUGAAAUCCUGAAGUCGCAGAUGUAUGCAGAGCGAGUAGCAAAGAGGAACCGCCGAGCAAAGCGAGCUCGAGUUGUGCCCGAGGAUGAGCCUCCCUCAGCAGGCCCCAAACAGAAGAAGCAAUCAUCUGUCUUCGACGAGGAGCUCACCAACACAAGCAGGAAGGCCCUAAAACAGUAUCGUGCUGGCCCCUCCUUUGAAGAGCAGAAGCGUUUGGGCUUAGCCCGACACAAGAAAGGAGGGAACUUCAAAUCCAAAUCCAGGUAUAAGAGGAAGUGACAGCAGCUCUUUGCCAGAAGGAUUCCCUGGAAAAUCUAAGUGUUGAAGACUUUGUGCCUCUUCCAGAAAAACCCUGCUUUUCAUUCUGUAUUUGCUAGAAUAAUGUAGCCUCUUAAGUGGCCUGAACUUACACUGUCAAAUUCUUGGACUCAGUGUAAAUGCACCAGCACCUGCUGAAUUAGCACAUAAAGGAAAACCAUGUCUUCUGCAGUUUCAG